Messenger RNA from Panicum hallii, 711 nucleotides. Its product is annotated as ataxin-3-like protein. Gene Ontology annotation, biological process: protein deubiquitination. Bases 75 to 458 code for a protein of 127 amino acids. Lineage: Eukaryota; Viridiplantae; Streptophyta; Magnoliopsida; Poales; Poaceae. Gene Ontology annotation, molecular function: cysteine-type deubiquitinase activity. The record is from RefSeq and is a predicted model, not a curated record. Gene Ontology annotation, cellular component: nucleus. The transcript is spliced from 4 exons.
CCAGAUCAAGAGGCGGUGAGGCGACGGUCGCCGCGCCGGAGGAGGGCUCACGGGGGAGGUUCCGGAGCGGGGCGAUGGACGCGGCGGCAAGUAACGGCGGGCUGCUGUACCAUGGGGUGCAGGAGGGGAAGCUCUGCGUCGUGCACUGCAUCAACACUGCCCUGCAGGGGCCCUACUUCUUCGAGUUCGACCUCGCCGCGCUCGCUUGCGACCUCGACCAGCGGGAGUGCCUCGUCAUGCUUGAGAGCUCCCAGAGCCCAGCGCGGCCAACGCUGCCAGUGGGGACUUCCACAAUGUCUCCCUCGGAGGCGAUUUCAGCAUUCAGAUCAGUCCAGGAAUUCCAGAGCUUGGAGCGACAACAUGUCAUGAACAGAAAGGUUGAAAGAGCAUACAGAAAACUCAAGGUCAUGAAAGAAGAUCAUCAGUUAUGCAAGUAUGAAGAUAGCAUACAUUUGUGAUUAUAUACGGGUAGAUCUUUUUUUACUGAGAUGCAAACACAACACCAUGAGUCAUGAAUGUUCAGUUUUUGCUUGUGAUGUAGUUUUAGAUUCAGGGAGGGGCAGGCAAAUGUGUUUGUGUAAAUAGUCGAUUAUAAACCAAAUUGAUAGAUUUACAACCAUUUGCAGUUCUAAAUCAUUUGUUGUAUACCUAAAUAUAUGUACACUCUAAAUAAAAUUGCAUGUCAUGUCCAUGCUGUUUUUUCUGAUUCUA